CAGGACAAAAGGGUCUUCCAAUUUUCCAACUGGAUUGUGAAAAAAGAGAGAAAAAAACAGCUAGACCUAGUAGAGAUUGUAUGGGACAGAGUCAACCAUUCCCUUCUUGGGAUUUAAACAAGGUCACAAAGAAUUUAGGCCGGCAUAUUAUUUAGAAUUUAACACGUAACUUUUCUUUAUGACUUGGUUUAUACUAAUCAACAAAAUACUUACACUACUAUAAUCUACUUUGUUUAAAAUUCCACCCCACAAUUACUUGGUCAUCCUUCUUAUUAUAUAUAUAAAUAAUUCAUAUAUAUGUAUUGUAAGCUUCAUAUUUGUUUCUAUUUUCAGUUCAUUAUUAGUUCUACACUAAGCCUCUACCAAUGGCCUCCUCCACAGGGUGUCACAAGGGCUUAAACUUAAUCAUAUUUGUAUCUUUGAUUAUAACAGCUCUUUUUUCAGAAGCUAAUGCUAUAAACAUAUUUCUAGAAUGGAAUGUUGCCCUUGAUACUACAAUCAGACCUGUGUUAGUAGAUCAACCAGUUAUUACUAUCAAUGGAAUGUUCCCAGGACCCCUUAUUAAUGCCACCACCAAUGAUUUUAUCUAUGUUAAUGUCUUCAACAACAUGGAUGAACCACUCCUUUUCACUUGGAAUGGUAUUCAACAAAGAUUAAACUCAUGGCAAGAUGGGGUAUCAGGCACAAAUUGCCCAAUAAAAGCAGGGAGUAACUGGACUUAUGUGUUCCAAACCAAGGACCAGAUAGGCAGCUUCUUCUACUUUCCUUCACUCCAUUACCAGAAGGCUGCAGGUGGAUUUGGACCCAUUCGAGUCAACAAUCGCAAUGUCAUUGCUGUCCCUUUCCCUAAACCCGAAGCUGAAUUCGACCUCCUUAUUGGUGAUUGGAGCUAUGAUAGUUACAAGUGGAGUCGGUCGUCAGUGCAGCAGCAGCCGCCUAUGGGUUUUCAGGGUCUUCCCGAUAUCAUUUUGAUGAAUGGUAAAGGCCCUUAUGGCCACCAAAUGACAAAGCUCUAUGAAAGUUUCACCGUUACACAAGGGAAAACUUACAGGUUCAGAAUUUCAAAUGUGGGGUCUACUGUGAGUUUCAACUUCAGGAUUCAAAACCAUCAAAUGGUGUUAGUUGAGACAGAAGGAUCUUACUCCAAUCAGAUCACAUUGGAUUCUCUUGAUGUACACGUGGGCCAAUCUUACUCAGUUCUAGUUACAGCCAAUCAAAACGAGUCUGAUUACUACAUUGUGGCAAGUCCCAUGUUGGUCAACACCACCCAGAUGAGUAGUAGCAUGACGGGCAUUGGAGUUUUACACUACUCCAAUUCUGUAUCAUCUGUUGGUGGGCCUCUCCCUGUUGGGCCGGACCCAUUUGAUCUCGACUCAUCAUUAAAUCAAGCAAAAUCCAUUAGGUGGAACUUAACAGCAGGAGCUGCGAGGCCGAAUCCCCAAGGCACAUUCAAUGUGUCAAAUAUUACAUUGUCACAAACUUUCGUCCUCCAAGGCCUAAAGGCUCAAAUUAGAGGGCUACCUCGCUACACAGUGAACAAUGUGUCGUAUUACACAGUGAGCACCCCAUUAAAACUAGCUGAUCAAUUUGUGAAUGGCUCAGGCGUCUACCAACUUGAUGCCUUCCCCACCCAAUCUGUAAACGACAUCGCUGCAUAUGGAAUCUCUGUCGUUUCGGGAACCCACAAAGGGUGGUUGGAGAUUGUAUUUCAGAACAGUUUGGAUGUGAUUGACUCUUGGCAUUUGGAUGGUUUCGGGUUCCAUGUUGUUGGGUUUGGGAUUGGAGAGUGGACAGCAGAGUCACGUAGUACGUACAACAUCUAUGACCCAAUAGUUAGAUCAACAGUGCAAGUGUAUCCAGGAGGAUGGAGUGUGGUUUAUGCAUUUUUGGACAAUCCUGGAAUGUGGAAUUUGAGAUCACAACUCUUGAACAACUGGUUUUUGGGUCAACAACUCUACCUAAGGGUUUUUGAUGCUGAUCCUAAUCCUGCCAAGGAGCGCCCACCCCCUCAAAAUCUUCUUCUUUGUGGGAUUUUUGAUGAGUUCCAGGCUCCAACGCCGGCUCCGGAUGCAGGGUUAUGAUUUGAAUUUAUGGAGAUUAUAAUUAUGGAUUAUAUGUAUGUAUUGUAAUUCAUUCCAUGAAAUUUUCUCCAUUAUGACCCAUUACUUAAUGGGAGAUUGCCAAUUGAAACCUUAAUAAAUUAUAUCUAGAGAAUUAUUAAACCAUAAAAAUCUUUAAACUAAAAUCCAAAGAUAAUAUUUGGAGUUAAAUUUAAUAUGAAAUGAUAUUAGAGGAUGAGACGAACUAUUACAAAGAACAUACAAAACAGUAAAACACUGUAUUAUACCAAUUGCUUAU
Molecule: messenger RNA, 2358 nt
Organism: Cannabis sativa
Lineage: Eukaryota; Viridiplantae; Streptophyta; Magnoliopsida; Rosales; Cannabaceae
Product: monocopper oxidase-like protein SKU5
Exons: 8
Coding region: 366-2081 (571 amino acids)
Molecular function (GO): copper ion binding; oxidoreductase activity
Source: RefSeq, a predicted model, not a curated record